AUGUCGACACCACAACAACAACAGAUCAUUCAUUUCAAACUGGACAAGGCUCAACUGAUCCAAGCCUUCCCUCCCAAGUUUAUGAACAAGAAUAAAAACUUUCUCUAUUCAUUGCAUCAUCAAGAGGAUCAUGAGGACGGUUAUGAAGGAGAAUUGAGUUAUAGUCGAUACCGAGCCUUGCAACGACCUAAAUUGUUCAACAAGGUUGCGAUGAAUCAAUGCCAAGUAAUUGUUUCUCCUGAUAUAUUCCAAUACAAUGAAAAAGUUAAAGAAGAUGAAGAAGAAAAUAAUAUUGGAUCAAGCUCUUCAAGCAGUUCUUCAUCAACAACAACAACAACCAAACAUUGGUAUGUGAACUUUGCAGAUGCUCGCUUGUUUGUCGCUUGGACAGGAUCACUGUUUGCACAGGAUGAAAUUCAAGUGGCUGAGCAUCCAAUUUUGGCGAGUCUGGCCUUAUAUUUAGCCAAGAUGAGUAGAGAUGACACCAAAUACACUCCAGUGACAGUUCAGUCCAUGCCUACUCCGGUAUUGAUUCAGAAUGUGGAUCGACGAGUGGCUGUUGAUGUUACAAAUUUUCCAAUCUAUGGAAAUAAUUUUGCGCGAGCUUCUGAAGAUGUCAUUCGCAAAGCAUCAACUGUGAUGGACAUUAAGACAACUCGAAAAUCGAAUAUUUUAGCAAUUGCUGCACCAAGUGGAGGUUACGGAGAGUACAAAAUGAGUGAAAUAUUGAACAUUUUCGAUACAGCCUAUACCGGUUUCAAAGCAUGUAAGGACGAGAGUUCACAAGCUGGCUGUUCUGUCACCGUGGUUCAUACAGGACAUUGGGGAUGUGGUGCAUUUGGAGGCAAUAGAGAAUUAAUGGCCAUUCUGCAAAUACUGGCUGCUCGUGUGGCACAAGUUGAUUACUUAUUUUAUCAUGCCUUUAAUAAGGAUGGAGUAACUGCAGUUCAAAAUGCUCAAAAAUAUCUUGACCAGCUAUUGGGUACUCAAGAAUUGGACCCAAAUAACGAGAGCAACUCAGUUCCUUUGAAUGACAUUUUCAUGCAAAUUGUAGAGAAGCGAUAUUUUUGGGGAUUCUCAGAUGGAAAUUAA
Molecule: messenger RNA, 1092 nt
Organism: Naegleria lovaniensis
Lineage: Eukaryota; Heterolobosea; Eutetramitea; Acrasida; Naegleriidae
Exons: 1
Coding region: 1-1092 (363 amino acids)
Biological process (GO): ATP generation from poly-ADP-D-ribose; regulation of DNA repair; nucleotide-sugar metabolic process
Cellular component (GO): cytoplasm; nucleus
Molecular function (GO): poly(ADP-ribose) glycohydrolase activity
Source: RefSeq, a predicted model, not a curated record